UCGCGCUGUUCUGAGCGGGCGCGUUGAAAUCGUUUAUACACGGUGACUCAUCGCGUUCACUAUGGCAAAUAUUGACAUUGUUAAGUGUUCUAAUUGUAACAUUGUUAUUAAUGAGCUCCUUACUUUUGUGAGGCAUGUGAUUGACUAUAUGGACGAAGAAAGCAUUCAUCAACUAUGCACUAACACUUUUUCGGAAGAGGAGAUGGUGAAGGCCAAAACGUUAUUAUUUGAAUCCGUUCCAAAUGCAAAAAAAAUGCCAGUAAGAAGAAAGCAGGGUAAGAAGAGGAAGUCCAGAGAUUUGGAUGAUAUCAUCGCCCUGAUGAAAGGUGGUGAUCGUGCGUCAUUUCCUAUUUUCUGUGCUCGGGACUUAGACAGAAUACCACCAGUAACGUUCGAUCAUGUCGAUGCUACCACCUUCAUUAAGGAACUUCUCGCCCUGAAAAAUCGCUUCAAUGUGAUGGAAGAAAAAGCGGUGUGUAAGGAGGAGUUUAACCUUUUAAAACAAGAAGUAAACAAUAUGAAAUAUGCGUCUUUAGCUGAUUCUUCUAAUAUUAAUUUAAAUAAGAGAAGGGGCGCAUGCUUACAAAAUAGUUUUGAUAUGGAUAGCGGGCCGAUUGGACUGCAAUAUUAUGUGCAAGAAGAUAUUGGCAUAAAACCAUCGCAAUCAGCUGAUAUUGAAAUCAACGAACGACUUUCGAUAAAUACUCAUCUGCCGUCAAAAAGAAUUAUCAACAAUGUUUCUGUCGCUCCUAUACGUGAGCCAGUUAAUGAGACGGAACCAACAUGUGAGCAGGCGAGACAGACAAGCUGCAGCCAUACGCGUACAACAGAGACAGAGAGUGCGCAAGUUGUGACGUCGGCGGAGGUGAUCGUGAGCGAUCGUCAGACAAGUGCAUCAGAUGGUGAUAGUGCGAGUGUAAACGAGAUAGCAUCUCAAUCGGUAGCGCGAGUGACGACGAGUUAUGAUAGUGACUCACAGCAAGUGUUGUUGACGGCGGACAAGGUAUGCAGUGAUGUGGCCCCUACUAAUGGUUAUUGUCGUGUCGCGUCCCAACCGGCCGUGCAUUCAUUGAACGCGAGCGUAACUCAUGGUUACUCUGCGAGCGCGAGCGGUCAGCCGACCGCAACCGCUGCUGCGGUGUGUAAAGAUAAUUGUGAACAAGUAGUAGGGGACUCGGAAUGGACAGUUGUGCGUAAAAAAUCUGCAAAACACUAUAAGUUAAUCGGUCAAAGAGGCUGUGCACCUAUUGCGCCUAACGAUAAAUUCAAAGCUGCGGAUAUUAAGAUCCCACUCUUAAUAUCCAAUGUUAGUAAAGAUGCAAGUGAAGAGGACAUUAUUAAUUAUAUAAAAGAAAGAACUAGCGAAUGUGUAACUCUAAAAAAGAUUAAUAUGAAGCAAACGAAAACGUAUAAUUCCUUUAAGUUAUAUGUCUCUAAAAAUAAAGUUGAUAUAUUUUUGAAAGAUGAUUUUUGGCCAAAUGGCAUCUCAUUUAGGCGUUUUGUACAUUUUAUGUACGGAACAAAAACGAAUAAGGUGAUUAGUUAAAGUUAUUGUAUGAUUUAAUUUAUGGAUUUACAGCCACAACAUAAUUUAACUUUUCUUAGUUUUAAUUGUUUGUUUGUCACGAGAUCAUUUGUUGACUUACAAAAUUUAUGUAAGGUGGCGGAUGUCUUAGCGUUACAGGAGACGUGUUUACUGCCGCAUGAAAUACCAUUACUUGGGACUAUUUCGAAUUACUUUGACUACACGGGCAAGUCAGCCGUGGACACGUCUGCUGGCCCGCUUAUCGGCAGGCCUUAUGGUGGGGUAGCCAUACUUUGGAGAAAAGGCAUUUUUGACCAGGUGAAUAUUUUGAACUGUACUAGUGAUCGAUUAGUAGCUAUUAGGGUUACACUAGGGCAAUGCUCGUUAAUAGUGUUUUCUGUUUAUAUGCCAAAUAAUUCUCAGAAAAAUCUUCCUAUUAUGACGGAGAU
Molecule: messenger RNA, 1974 nt
Organism: Amyelois transitella
Lineage: Eukaryota; Metazoa; Arthropoda; Insecta; Lepidoptera; Pyralidae
Exons: 1
Coding region: 62-1546 (494 amino acids)
Source: RefSeq, a predicted model, not a curated record